UUGAAAUGUUCAUCUCCGCACCAGCCUCCGCACUCUUUCCCCUAUUCAUGGGUAUUUCCGUCUUAAAGAAAACUCUAUUAGGCUAUGUCAUGGCACUUUGAGGCACUAUCUGAGGCAAAUCUCUGACAAGAAAUAGGUCCGCCCUCUUAUAGGUUCACCCUUUCAUUGGACCCUUGCGAGCCAGCGACUGGCCCGCCCUUGAGAAGAGACGCGUUGGCCCAGUUCCACAGAGACGCUGAAUCUGCAGCCACGUCAAUCACAUCUUCACCACUGGCUGCGGGGCGGUCAGGGUGGCCAGGAUGCCACUGUGUCCCCUGCCAGACCACCGUGGACCCUGAGGGGCAGGAGGACGGGCUGGUGGCCACGGCGUGUGGCAGGCUGGGAGGUCAGCAGCCAACUGGAGACAUGAACCUCUGCUGGAACGAGAUCAAGCGCAAGUCCCACAACAUCCGGGUGCGACUGGAGGCUUUCUCUGACAACAGUGGGAAGCUUCAGCUGUCCCUGCAGGAGAUCAUAGAAUGGCUGAUGGUGAAGGAUGAGGAGCUGUCCGAGCAGCUGCCCAUAGGUGGUGACGUGGGUUCUGUCCAACACCAGAGGGACUUCCACCAGGUCUUCAUGGAGGAUGUCAAGUCUCGGGGCCCGUUCAUCUACUCCGUGCUGGAGACAGCCCAGGCCUUCCUGGCUCAGCACCCUUUCCAGGAGCCAGAGGAGACACUACCUGAUGGCAAAGAAUUGUCUCCGAGACGACGGAUCCUGAAUGUGAGUCGCUCGGUGUGGAAGCAAGCUAAUAUAGCCAGUGACCUGUGGGAGAAGCUGACUGCCCGAUGCGUUGACCGACACAGGCACAUGGAGAGGACCCUGGAGCGUCUCCUGCAGACCCAGGCAGCCAUGGAGGAGCUGGGGGUGGCCCUGGAGCAGGCCGAGGGGGUCCGGGAUGCCUGGGAGCCUGUAGGAGAUCUCUUCAUUGACUCACUACAGGAUCACAUCGAUGCCACCAAGUUGUUUAAAGAGGAGCUGACUCAAGUGAAGGAGGGUAUGAAACACCUGAAUGACCUGGCCCACCAGCUGGCCAUCUCUGAUGUCCACUUAUCCCUGGACAACACCCGUUCCUUGGAGCACCUCAACAGCCGUUGGAAACUACUACAGGGCUCCAUCGAAGAGCGUCUGAAGCAGCUGCAGGACGCCCACAGAGACUUUGGCCCAGGAUCUCAACACUUCCUUUCCAGCUCUGUGCAGAUACCCUGGGAACGAGCCACCUCUCCAAACAAAGUACCCUACUACAUCAAUCAUCAAGCCCAGACAACGUGCUGGGACCAUCCAAAGAUGACGGAGCUCUACCAGGCAUUGGCGGAUUUGAACAACAUCAAGUUCUCCGCCUACCGGACUGCCAUGAAGCUCCGGAGGGUGCAGAAGGCUCUAAGAUUGGACCUGCUGACGCUGGUGAGCGUGGUAGAUGUGUUCAGGGAGCAGGAUCUGCAGCAUGGGGAACAUGUGAUGGACGUUGUGGAGAUGAUCCAAGCCCUGACGGGCCUCUACGAGAGACUGGAGGAGGAGAGGAGAGUGAUGGUCAUCAACAUCCCCCUCUGUGUGGACAUGUGCCUCAACUGGCUGCUUAAUGUCUACGACAGCGGUCGUAAUGGAAAGAUGCGCGUUCUCUCUUUCAAGACGGGACUGGUGAGCCUGUGCAAUGCAGAUGUUCAAGAGAAGUAUAAAUACCUGUUCAGGCAGGUUUCCGGCCCCGGGGGUCUGACCGACCAGCGCCACCUCAGCCUGUUGCUGCAUGAGGCCAUCCAGAUCCCCCGACAGCUGGGAGAGGUGGCCGCUUUCGGAGGGAGCAAUGUAGAGCCCAGUGUACGCAGCUGUUUCCGCAUGGCCCCAGGGAAGCCUGCCAUCGAGGUGUCUCACUUCCUGGACUGGAUGAGUCUGGAGCCCCAGUCGGUGGUGUGGCUGUCCGUGCUUCAGCGGGUGGCAGUGGCUGAGUCUGCCAAGCACCAGGCCAAGUGUCACGUCUGUAAACAGUGUCCCAUCAAGGGAUUCAGGUACCGCAGUCUUAAACAGUUCAACGUGGACAUCUGCCAGUCAUGCUUUCUCACGGGACGCACCACCAAGGGAAAGAAGCUCCACUACCCAAUCAUGGAGUACUAUACAGAAACCACGUCAGGAGAGAAGAUGCGGGAUUUUGCCAAGACGUUGAAGAACAAGUUCCGGUCGAAGCAAUAUUUCAGCAAGCACCCCCAGCGGGGCUAUUUGCCCGUCCAGUCGGUGCUGGAAGCAGAGAGCUCAGAGACACCCUGCUCCUCUCCUAAGCUACCCCAUGCAGACACUCACAGCAGGAUUGAGCAUUUUGCUAGCAGGUUGGCUGAGAUGGAGAACCAAAGCUGUUCUUUCUUCACUGAUAGUCUUUCACCAGAUGAGAGUCUGGAUGAAGAUCAGUACCUCCUACGUCACUCCAGCCCCGGCGCCCUGGACCAGGACUCACCCUGUGGACAGCAGAUGCUCCUGGCCCAUUUGGACUGUCAGGACCAGGACUCACCCUGUGGACAGCAGAUGCUCCUGGCUCAUUUGGACUGCCAGAACAAGGAUGAGCUGCAGAGAACACUGGCUCGUCUGGAGAAUGAGAACCGGGUGCUUCAGGGGGAGUGGCGGCGGCUGAAGUGGAAGCACGAGGAGGCUGCGGCGUCUCCCCAGCUAACGGAGGGAGGCCUGGGCUCCCCCAUGGGAGGCCAGCAAGACGAGGAGUUACUGGCCGAGGCAAGGGUCCUCCGGCAGCACAAGACACGUCUGGAGACUCGCAUGCAGAUCCUGGAGGACCACAACAAACAGCUGGAGUCCCAGCUGCAGAGGCUGCGGGAGCUCCUACUCCAGCCCAAAGAUGACUCGGAGGCCAAUGGAUCAGAACCGUCAUCCUUAUCGUCCCCAGUGUCAGGUGGAGGUCGUCACGGGGACGGACCCAGUAGAGAGACAACAGACACAGAGACAGCCGGAGAUGAAGAUCAUGAACAGGACACGGUGUUACAGCUGCAGGAGGUCAUUGAACAGCUGAGGAACGUCUUCCCUUCAGAACCUGGAACCACUUCACUCAUCUAACCCAGGAACGGGCCUGGAGUACAUAGCGAUGCCUGAUGGGAAGACUUUUUGGCCUGUGCCCAAAAUGACUGCUGUCUGAGUGCACCAAGCCCUUGAACCCUGACCCUCUCAUGGACCUCUGAGCACUAACCAUCCGUGUGGGAGUCAAAAGUUAACAGCUAACGUCCAGGCCCAGUGCCACACAUUGUGCUAACAAGCUAUGGCUAAUGUUAGCUGUGCAGCCAGACACUGUGUUAUCCAGAUAAGGUGGUUAAGAAAGCUAACAGCUUACGUUAGGAGACCACUCCAGAAAGCAACUGUGAUAGCUAGCUAAUAUGCAACGGCUAAUGCUAGCAGCCCAGCCAAGACACUGUGCCAACCGGUGUUGCGUAGUUGUUCGAAGGUGUGAAGCUUUAUAUCCAUACAGCACAAGGACCUUCUGCAAACAUAACUUUUACACAAUGCAAAAAGGAGUGAGGAUUUCCCCCCAUUUUCUUCUGUCUGGGUGCAAGUAACAGUGAGUGUACGUUCACCGGUUUUUAUGUGUGUGUGUUUGAAAAAAAAUGCCUCUGUCUAACGCGUUUAUAACGUGUUUCUUAGCGGGUGUUGGUGGGCACCGGCAUUGCCUCCAUUUGGGUCCAGCUGGCUGCUUUUCAUGUGGCUGUUGGCUGGCGACCGGGGCCGAACGCUGGAGGGCCUUGGGGGGCCCACAACACGCUCAGUGACCCUGUGGGGCCCACCGACACGCUGUCAGUACAACAACCAUUAUCAAGCGAAGACCGCCUUGUGCCCCCGAGCCCAACGCCUCAAACGUGCGCGCGUUCCCUCUCCCUCGCUCACUGUCGGCCCCCUGCUCUGUCACGUUGGGCGCACGGAUCGGGAGCAUGCACGCACGCGUCUUUAACCCAAGCCGUCUUGUAGUUCUAACCCACGCAAUCCAACUCACAGAGUGAGCUCUGUGGAGAGAGACGGGCCGGGAGUGAGCUCUGUGGAGAGAGACGGGCCGGGAGUGAACUCUGUAGGGAGAGACAGGCCGGGAGUGAGCUCUGUAGGGAGAGACGGGCCGGGAGUGAGCUCUGUAGGGAGAGACAGGCCGGGAGUGAACUCUGUAGGGAGAGACAGGCCGGGAGUGAGCUCUGUGGAGAGAGACAGGCCGGGAGUGACCUCUGUGGAGAGAGACAGGCAGGGAGUGAGCUCUGUAGAGAGAGACAGGCCGGGAGUGAGCUCUGUGGAGAGAGACAGGCCGGGAGUGAGCUCUGUAGAGAGAGACGGGCCGGGAGUGAGCUGUGUGGAGAGAGACGGGCCGGGAGUGAGCUCUGUAGAGAGAGACGGGCCGGGAGUGAGCUCUGUAGAGAGAGACGGGCUGGGAGUGAGCUCUGUAGAGAGAGACAGGCAGGAAGUGAGCUCUGUGGAGAGAGACAGGCCGGGAGUGAGCUCUGUAGAGAGAGACGGGCCGGGAGUGACCUCUGUGAAGAGAGACAAGAUUCAGAGGCUCUCUGCCUCAGGGGGGUUAGGGAGAGGUCGGGCCCACUUCACUGAGCUCUUGCUCCUCCCUCUACUCUGAGCUCUGGCUGCGUUCAAAGGGGAGGCGGGGUGAGGCAGACAUGUGCCUCCCCUUCUCCCCCUCCUAGGGUGGGUUGGGAUGAGCAGCACCACCUCCACCCUGCGUUCCAGAUCAGUCCACUGCCUCCGUCACUUGAACCCUCCCUCAGCCAUGUGAUAUUUUACCUCACAGCACUUACACCUUCAGGUCACUUUGGGAUCAAAGAGAUAGAAGCUGCUGCCAUCCAUCCAGGGGUCCCUCCCGUCAAUCUGCCUUAAACCCAGACAAAGUCCAUCACUGACCAACGUGUGUUUUCAUGCUGCUGCCUUGAACAUUAUUGAACCAGUUGGCCCUGACCUCUGUCUUUUCUUCUCUUGCUUGUGACUCAUCUAUUUGUUUAACAGAUGUUACAGUACUGGCUCACAAAAAGCCUUUUUUGUAUCACUCAGCGCUUUCACUGUCCGCUGGACGACACUGCAUGAGUCAGCUAUUAUGGGUGGAAGUGUGUGUGUCAUUCAAUGUCAGAUCCCAGGUGUGUUCAGGGUCGGUGGCGGUCUGCUGUAAAUGCAGGAGAGACCCUGUGGGUGAGGACUGCGUGGACUGCAGGGUUUCAUGUAGUUUCAGUGGCCACUCGUUAAAAAGGCCAGUGUCCAAAAGGGCUUUGGUGAGGUUGAGGGAGGACGCCGACAGUGGAAACUCCUUUAUGUGGAGGUGGAAAAGGAGGCUCAGAGGGGGUGGAGAUCUGAGAGACAAGUCAAAAAAGGAAGAAAAGAGCCCAUUUAGCGCUCCUGGGCUGAGCAAAGAGGAGGCGCUCCGCUUUGAUGUGCUUGCCAUAGCAAAUCUCCAGAAAACAGACAGACAGGAGGCGAGCGCUUCUCUGGAAAUGGGGGAAUAUGCUCUGUGUUUAUACAGCGAACCAUUUUCAAAACCAUCAAGUUAUCACACCCACAGACGCAGGGAGCCAUGAUGUGAAUAGUUUAGAUCAUUUGAGAACAUUCUGACCUUAUUGCCAAGAACAGAUUUCAGUUUGAAUCCCAUCCCAGCAUUCGUUAUACUUUAUCUCCUCAAGGCGCCAGCGUUCCCGUUGACAUCACAGAGUGCUGCCGUGGCCCUCUGUUUAUUUUGACGCCGUUGCUAGGAAACUGUCCCCAAGGACACGGCGUUGCAGGUUGCAAGCCGGUAAGGUAGGGUGGCGUACAUAAUGACAAUGCUAAUAACAUACGGGGAAGUGCCCCCGUAACAAGGCCUGUUUAAUGUUCAACCGGCAUAAACUGGCAUUAUCGUUGACAUCUGUUCCACCUUCGCUGAGUGUUGAGACGCACCUGUAUCUUUCACUGGCAUGUCAGAAUCCGGGGGAAUGAAAGCUCAAGAGGGGAAAAAAAUUAACGCAAUGCAAAUAAUGUUUCCUCUUUGGAAACCCCUUUAAUGUUAAACACAUCUCAUUACACAUUGAUGAGCCUCAUGAACACACUUGUGGCUUGAUGACUCAUGCUCUCUGUCUGUUUGAAAUAAUGCAUUUAGCUACAGGAAGAGAUUCAGUGCACCAGAAUAUACUACCCAUAAGUCCUGUAGGCUCCUGUAAAUGUGUCGUGUGUUUUGUUUUGAACGGAGAGUGUAGAUGGACUGAAUGAGUCAAUCACUGUAGCCAGUAGUUUGUCAGGCUGGCGUAAAACAUUCUUAUGGUUCACUACUACACAACAGCAUUGUAGCUCUGCACUGUGGGCCUCUCGCUCCAGCUCUCAGACGCAGGUCUUUGUAGACAUCCUCUGUUGUAGCUCUCUGAUGACUGGCCUAUCCAAAAGGCUUCUCUCGGAGCCGUGGGGAACACCAUGCUAUACAGCCACGUCUCUCUUUUAUUAGACAUCGGAGACAUCUUGGGUCCUAGAACACUGGCUCUGCCCCAGUGGGGUUCUCAGCGACGGCGUGGCACGACCACCACCCGACCGGUACCACCACCUACAGCAUGACAGGAGAGAAGCGGCGUUCUCUGGAGAUGAGGAGACUUGGCUAACGGGGCUAGGUCCCUGCGGUAGAUGGAGGGUCCUUCCCAUUUCCCUGGCGUGGUAACGAGGCGCGGAGUGGGUUGUUUGUGUUCUCUAGCAUGGCGGGGCCAUGAAUCACUUAACCUUACAGUGGGACCAGAGCUGUGACAAGAAACACCAUCUUUACAUAGAAACAACCACCGCCACUAGACCCCAGUCAUCAUUUCUAGUUCACGGUCGAACCUACAGCUCUGCUUUUAAUCAACAUUACUACGCCCCAUUACUUGUCGAUUUGUUUAUGACUCAUAUAUCAUUGUCACGUAUUUUAUUUAUUUAACUGUGUACUGACAUUCCUCCCUCCCGUUUUCCCAAUCGUUUUUUAAUCUGUAGAAAACGUUUGUGAAAGAAAGGCUUUUUAAUAAUGAGUGGGUUUCUGGCUGCUUUCUACUCUUUGUGUACAAAGAAUAAAAUUUGUAUU
This is a messenger RNA of Esox lucius (northern pike), 7069 nucleotides long. It is a transcript of the gene drp2, whose product is annotated as dystrophin related protein 2. The transcript has 25 exons. Gene Ontology annotation, molecular function: zinc ion binding; protein binding. The record is from RefSeq and is a predicted model, not a curated record. Lineage: Eukaryota; Metazoa; Chordata; Actinopteri; Esociformes; Esocidae. Bases 406 to 3087 code for a protein of 893 amino acids. Gene Ontology annotation, biological process: synaptic signaling. Gene Ontology annotation, cellular component: plasma membrane.